Molecule: messenger RNA, 1552 nt
Organism: Anguilla anguilla (European eel)
Lineage: Eukaryota; Metazoa; Chordata; Actinopteri; Anguilliformes; Anguillidae
Product: high affinity immunoglobulin gamma Fc receptor IB-like
Exons: 4
Coding region: 160-873 (237 amino acids)
Biological process (GO): cell surface receptor signaling pathway
Molecular function (GO): transmembrane signaling receptor activity
Source: RefSeq, a predicted model, not a curated record
AGCAGGACUGAUGGGUCCAGUUUCACCAUCAGCGGUGCUGCUCUGGCCCACAGUGGAGAGUACCGCUGUAGAGCUGCAAGAGGAAGAAAACCUUUUUACUCAGACUACAGUGAUCCUCUGACUUUAGAAAUAUCUGUAUUAGCUCAAACAUAUCUGAUCAUGCAGUCUGGAUGGACAGAGGUCUUCCCCGAUGAAACAGUGACUCUGAGAUGUGUAAUUCAUGGCAGCUCUGCAGAGUGGAAGUAUAAAUGGUAUAGAGAUGGACGGGAGCUUCCUGUAGACAAAGCUGACUCCAGCAGUGUAAAUGAAGACACAUACACAAUCCUCUCUGCUGAUCAGUCACAUGCUGGACUGUACACCUGCAGAGGAGAACUUACAAGGAGAGCAUCUGUACACUCUCUGAUUGGCAGCUCUGCUACAUUGACUGUACGAGCUCUGCCUCAGGCGGUAGUGACCCUGGAUGAAGGAUGGAUGGGGGUCUUCAUCACUAAAGGCACUCUAGCAAUGAGGUGUGAGCUUCAGGGCUUUACUUCUGCUGACUGGAACUACACGUGGUACAGAGACGGAACUCAGAUCUCACUAAACCACACUGGAGAGAGGCACACAGUGGGAUUCUGGGACAGCUCCUCUGAUGGUGAAUAUAGAUGUAGAGGGAACAGGACAGACAGACCGUACUACUCCCUCAUCAGUGAAGGCUUCAUGCCAAGCCAUAUCAUUUACCGCGCUGUGGAGAAUGUGGUUCGGAUCUGUGUGGGCGUGGCAGUCCUCCUCUUUCUGUCAAUCCUUGUGAAUCCAGCCUUCUGGAGAUGGGUAUCACGCCGGAAAGUGGUACACAGUGGGGAGGAACUGGCUGACCAAACUGACCAUACCUGACCACAAAUGAGUUUAUUUUCGUUAUUGCUUUACUAAAUAUUACAUGACAUAUUGUAUCAUUUAUUAAAGUAGACUUGCUAAAAUAUAUAUAAAUAUGUGCAUCUUAGGGGCUUGAAGGCUUCAUGUAAUAUCUGGCAAAACGUGGCUUUGAAAUACAGGAGUUUUUGCAUAGAUAUGCCAUUAGGGAGAGUUCUCUCUCACACAGUCCUGUUCAUUGCAUUAGUUCUAAUCAGUGUAAAAUAUAAAUGUCAGCAAUAGAAGGGCAACUCAUUUUAGAGAAGAGAUAAUAAUAUAUCUGGCAUUUUCCACCUGCAUACUGUUCUUUGUGUAGGGUAGGGUAGUACAUGGGUAGGUAACUGGCCUUGUAACCUAAAGGUUACAGGUUUGAUUCCCAGGUGGGACACUGCCAUUGUGUCCUUGAGCAAGGUACUUAACCUGCAUUGCUCCAGUACAUAUUCAACUGUAUAAAUGGAUGCAAUGUAAAUUGUGUAAAAGAAGCUCUAGAUCAGAGUGUCUGCUAAAUGGCUGUAAUGUAAAUUUGGGAACUUGCCUUAACUUUGAAAAAAGGUUUUUUUCAUAUUGUAUAAACACACGUUGGACUUUCAAACCCAGCUCAACAACAAAUGAACACUGUGAUUAAACUAUCAUGUUGUCUUGAUCAAUAAAACAGAAAGAUUGA